Messenger RNA from Tachyglossus aculeatus (Australian echidna), 2039 nucleotides. RefSeq names its product cyclin dependent kinase inhibitor 2C (gene CDKN2C). Gene Ontology annotation, biological process: regulation of cyclin-dependent protein serine/threonine kinase activity; negative regulation of cell population proliferation. The transcript is spliced from 3 exons. Gene Ontology annotation, molecular function: cyclin-dependent protein serine/threonine kinase inhibitor activity; protein kinase binding. Lineage: Eukaryota; Metazoa; Chordata; Mammalia; Monotremata; Tachyglossidae. Bases 266 to 760 code for a protein of 164 amino acids. Gene Ontology annotation, cellular component: nucleus. The record is from RefSeq and is a predicted model, not a curated record.
AGGGAGAGGAGGCCGGAGCUGUCAGCGCGGGGGAGGGGGCUCCGGCUGCCGCAUCGCCCGCUUCCCCGAGCCCCGGCGGCCCCAUGCGGCGAGAGAAGCAGCAGCAGCAGCAAGCCAGGCGUCCUUCCCGGAGGAGGCGAGCUCGGCGCCGAGGAAAAAGCGACAGGGCCCGGUGGGAGUCCGGCCGCGGACACCUCCCCUGUCCCUCCCGAGCCUCGGCCCUCCAGCUAUGGCUGAUGAGAGGCAAGUGACCGGACCCUGAAGGAUGGCCGAGCCCCAGGGGAACGAGCUGGCCACCGCGGCGGCCAGGGGAGACUUGGAGCGGCUCACUCAUCUGUUGCAAACCAAUGUCAACGUCAAUGCCCAGAAUGGAUUCGGCAGGACGGCGCUGCAGGUGAUGCGUCUGGGCAACCCGGCGAUCGCCCGCCUGCUGCUGCUGGGCGGCGCGGACCCGGACCUGAAGGACGGGACGGGCUUCGCGGCCCUGCACGACGCGGCCCGGGCGGGCUACCUGGACACCCUGCAGACGCUGCUGGAGUUCCGCGCCGAUGUCAACGUGGAGGACCGCGACGGCAACCUGCCCCUGCACCUGGCCGCCCGCGAGGGACACCUGCCCGUCGUCCGCUUCCUGCUCGACCACACGGCCAGCAAGGUGGGCCACCGCAACCGCCACGGCGACACCGCCUGCGACCUGGCCCGCCUCUACCGCCGCAGCGAUGUGGUCACGUUCAUGGAAGCCACCGCCAAGCCCGGACAGUGACCAGGGACUGACCGCCCGCCCCCCUCUGCCUCUCCCUCUGCCCCCCGGGACGGGACCCCCGGCCGGCCAGCGGCGGGGGCUAGCCACCCCGGACCCCCGGCCGGCCACGGCCAUCGCCACCCGGAGAGCUCCUCACGCCCAAAGCAUCUCCUCCCCACCUCUCCACCUCUGCUUCACUCUCGACAGUCGCGGAUUCCGGCCCUGCAGCGUUGGAGUUGUUCUGUUUGUUUGCCUGUCGGCCGUGUGAAUAUGUUCAAGUGAUAAUUCUUUUAGACUGUGAGCCCACUGUUGGGUAGGGACCGUCUCUAUAUGUUGCCAACUUGUACUUCCCAAGCGCUUAGUACAGUGCUCUGCACACAGUAAGCGCUCAACAAAUACGAUUGAUUGAUCGAUUGACACCAAAUUCACCAGCAAAAACCCUCAGAGGCGUAAUGUGGCCGCUCAAAUCGCUCAGGGUUUCACUUUGAGUGUGGGCCUUAGAAUUUUCGCCCAUCUCCACCUCUCCCGGGCGAGUGUCUUUUUUAAAUGCGUGAGUGCCCACCGCCCUCCUUCGGGUGAGGCCUGAUUAAAAAUCCUUUUUCAAUGGCGAAUAAAAAAGGUUUGUGAUGUGAGCCCCCCGCCCCCGUGCCAUCCUACGACCCGCAGCUGGCUACCUGACCAAGUGUUCGAUGUGAUCAGUCUGGAUAUCUCUCUCAAUUGAAUUUUUGGGGUUUUUGUUUUUUGACUUGAGAGUCUUUUCUUCAAUAUGUUCUUUUCUUUCUUCCCACUUCCGCCGCUGACAUGAUCUCUAACACGUUUAACCGGGGUGGCCUCUGCGAGAACGUUGAAAAAAGGCCUCGUAUCUCUUCCCCAAAAUUAGAACCAUUGCGGAGGGUGUUGUGUUUGUGAGAGAAAGAGAGAGAGAGAGAGAGUGUAUACCAGCAAUCUGCUUUUUCUCUUUUUCUUCCUAGGCAGUUUCUGUAGUUCAAGGACGACUCGAUAAAUCCAUCGCUUAGAAACCGUCUAUUUUAGCUGGAAAGGCCAUUUUAAGCCACUACCUAGGCAAGUUCUUUUAAACUGUUAUCCUUGUCUACCGUCUGACUGUUUAAAAAUGAGUUACACUUAGCCAGGCCCUACGAAAAUGAAAUGUACUUUAAAAGAGAUGUUAUUUCCCAAAGGUAGAAGCUGCCGGUUUCUCUUUCCUUUACCAUUAAAAUCCUAAAUUAUCAAGUCUUAAAGCGCUUUACAGAUGUCGUUUGCUUGAAACAAGUUUAGCAAUAAACAUCCCUGUCGCAAAUUA